Molecule: messenger RNA, 7099 nt
Organism: Seriola aureovittata
Lineage: Eukaryota; Metazoa; Chordata; Actinopteri; Carangiformes; Carangidae
Gene: sult4a1
Product: sulfotransferase family 4A, member 1
Exons: 7
Coding region: 1-855 (284 amino acids)
Biological process (GO): sulfation
Cellular component (GO): cytoplasm
Molecular function (GO): sulfotransferase activity
Source: RefSeq, a predicted model, not a curated record
AUGGCCGAAAGCGAGGCAGACACGCCGAGCACGCCGAUCGAGUUUGAGAGCAAAUACUUCGAGUUUGAUGGAGUGCGGCUGCCGCCCUUCUGCAGAGGGAAGAUGGAGGAGAUCGCGAAUUUCUCCCUCAGAAGUAGCGACAUAUGGAUUGUCACCUACCCGAAGUCAGGUACCAGUCUACUCCAGGAGGUUGUGUAUUUAGUGAGCCAGGGAGCAGACCCAGAUGAAAUUGGCCUUAUGAACAUCGAUGAGCAACUGCCUGUCUUAGAGUAUCCCCAACCCGGCCUGGACAUCAUACAGGAGCUCACAUCCCCUCGACUGAUCAAAAGCCAUCUUCCCUACCGGUUCCUACCAACAGCCAUGCACAAUGGAGAGGCCAAGGUGAUCUACAUGGCUCGGAACCCCAAGGACCUGGUGGUGUCUUACUACCAGUUCCACCGCUCUCUCAGGACCAUGAGCUACCGGGGAACCUUCCAGGAGUUCUCUCGGCGCUUCAUGAAUGACAAGUUGGGAUAUGGUUCCUGGUUUGAACAUGUGCAGGAAUUCUGGGAGCAUCGUAUGGACUUUAAUGUCCUCUUCUUGAAAUAUGAAGACAUGUACAAGGAUCUAGGGACGUUGGUGGAGCAGUUGGCCCGAUUCCUGGGUGUGUCAUGUGACAAGGCUCAGCUGGAGGGUAUGGUGGAGAGCUGUAACCAGCUCAUCGAGCAGUGCUGCAACUCGGAGGCGCUGUCCAUUUGCAGGGGUCGUGUAGGUCUAUGGAAGGACGUCUUCACAGUGUCUAUGAACGACAAGUUUGAUGCAGUGUACAGACAGAAGAUGGGCAAGUCCGACCUGACCUUUGACUUCUGCCUGUGAGGAGUGCCUCACCCCGCCCUCCCCUGUUACGCCUCCCUCCUCCCACUUCAGUGCUGUUGACAGGUGCACGACUCCUGCCAAAACCCACGCUCCACAUCUCCACUCAAUCAGUCAGUCUGAAGUUUGGGAUUACACCAAAGGACUUCUCCCAGCAUGCAAUCUGUCAAUGAGUCAUAAUAUAUCUCACUCUUGUGAUCAAGAUGAAUCCAGAAUCAUUAGGAGCUCCUUGAAAUUUCUCAGUCAAUAGUAAAACCAAAUGUCCCUCACCCAGACCUCCACGGUGUGCUCUGUAGAUACUGACCAGGGUUCGACUGAUGUAAAGUUCUGAAGGCCAAUGAGCUGACGUUCUGGUCCACAUUCAUAAAAAUCCUGUUGCAUGGCCACAUUCAAAACGGAGUCAAGAUACCUGCAGAUAUUUGAGACUGAAGUACACUGAAAAUCACAUGUUAGUGUUACUGGAUUUUUUCAUGUUGUGGCAUGUGUGUUACAGUACGUUAGAGAUGAACCAGGAAGUGCCAGGAAGUCUGAUGUUGAGAUAUCAGCUCACACUCUUUCCUGAAGUGUUCAUGAGGUUGUACUCUGAUGAAAAAUGAAUGAAUGAAAAGAGAGACGUUCAAAUCCUGCCCAGAUUCUUAUUUUAAUGAAUCUAUUACUCUGUGAAGUUAGAAAAAAACAACUUAGUUCCAGCAGCAGACGGGUGUUGGUGAGAAGGUUUCAGUAGCUGUGUGAUGAUUUAACACUUUAUUUGAAUCAAUCCUGAUGUCUUAAGGUUUCUUGUUCUGGUCCCUCACCAGAAUACUGUGCUGUGGGUCAUCCUAUCAGAAGCUAUCCCUCCAACAAAAGGUGGCGAUCCUCUGAGGCUGGCCCUUAGAUCAUUGUACCUUUGCACUGACAGGACCCAGCUGAGGUGGCUCAGACGUCUGACUGUGAUGCCUGCUGGAUGACUCUCUUUGAGUCUGUGAGGAGACUCUGGGGAGACCCAGGACAUCCUAGAGCUUUUACAUAUCCUUUUUGUCCUUGGGAAGUUUAGAGAUCACUCAGGAAGAGCUGAAGGAAGUAGCCAGGGAGAGGUGCAUAUGGGAUACGUUGCUUAGCCCAUGGGCUACAUGGUAAUAUAUAUGUCUGAGGAGUGAUGAAAAUCUUCAUCACAUCCCUGAGCAGAAGAACACUGUGUUCAAGUUCAUCCUCCAGUGACAAGAAUAAAGUGUGAGGGACAGAUACAAUACUCAUCUCCCAAAAAAUCUUUUUUAUUUGAAGCUUUAUAAUCCAUCCACAGCUUUCAUCCAAGAGGCCUCUUCAAUCGGAACUGAAGAGACCUCUUGAGGUGAAAUGUAUUCAGGUAUCUACAUCCAAGUACAGUUGCCCCCGAUUCAACUUUUCUUGGACUCCCUAACGUACAUAUUGAUCUUGGGAAUAAUAUCUGCCACUUUAGCUUCUAGUUUCUCCAUUGUGAUCAGCAACUAGUUACUAAUUGUGUCUCUCUGUUGUUUGGUGGCACAGGUGGUCAGUCAGAAGUUCUUCACUGAAAGCAGCCACCUGCUUGCUGCUGCUGCAAACAAGGUUGAACCAAGACAGUGAACCAGGUAUAGCACCAGGAUUUUAAUUUGGGAUAGGCCCAGGGAUAGGGAUAGUAAUUUUAACAGGGCCUUUUAAUUGCAGAAAUUACUAUCUUCAUUCCUUUGACAGUUCCUUUACUGGUCUUGGUAAAAUAUAAUGACUGAUUCUGCUGUGAAAGGUGACUAACGCGUCUGGUUGAUUAUGAGACUUUUAAAAUCUUUUUCCAAAUAAAUUUCUCUACUGAGACGAAUUAUUAUUUACACACAACAGUUUGUGUUCAUUACAACACACGCAGGUAUACUGCUCUACUGUUGUGGAAAUUAAUCACUGUUAUAGUUAUGUAUAUAUAGUUUUUUUGCUGUUGACAAAUACGUCCAUUUAUUUAGAAACAUGACAUUUUAAUUCUGUUUAAGGAAAUAACAUUUUGUCUGGAAGAUCUGGCUGAUUAUUUAAGUUUAUUGCAGGGAGAGAGAGAGAGAGAGAGAGAGAGAGAGAUUAACUGCUGGGUGAGCAAGACUGACAGGUAAAAUGGCCUGCUAUGAUUAGUCCAGACGUAACACAUGAUAGCAGCCUAAUAAAUACUUCUUUUAGGAAGGGAUAUGUUUACAUUUAAAUGUAAAUAUUAAGAGUUAAAUAUAAAAGUUAAGAAAAUAUAUGUUAUCCUUGUCAGUAAGGAUGGGUGGAACCCAAAUCCCACCCACAAUGCCACAUGUACAAUGAACUAAAAGAAGCUAAAAGGCUAAGUAGAGCAGGGUGAGUGGUUAAUCACAACGAGCAAACACUUUCACAAUACAAAGUCAUGUGAUCUGUUUAUAGGGUUUACAGACAACACCAACUCUGCCUUUAAAUUUAUAUAUCAGUCUAACCCUGAUCCUGAGUCCAUCAGUCUGUUGCAACAGAGGCUCCCGGUCAGGUCGACACAUGGAAGGUGAUUGUAAGAGGUGAGGCGAAACCUGUAGAGAAGAGACUCCUCACACCCCAGCAGCUCAGUGUCAUAGCUGCAUUAUACAUCCACCAUCACUUAUCAUCACUGUACAAACUGUAUUAAUUUCAUGUGCUGUGUGUUUGUGUGUGUGUGUGUGUGUUUGAGAAAAAAAUCCCCAGAGUUUCUCAGAAAUUGAACUCAACACCUUAUCAGAAACUUUAUCAGUCACUAUGUGUAGAAUAUGAAAAGGUCUGGUGCCCCCAAGUGGUACAGUAACAAAACACACUGGAUCACACAGACACUGAGAUGAGCGGGCUGAUAGCAGCACACAGAGACUGCAGCUGUCUUCACUGGAACUGAAGACCAUCACUAUAUAAAUAAUCGCAUUGAAUUCUACAUGUCCACGUCUCAACACUGCUCUGCAGAUGUAAACUGGUAUCUUAAAAGCGUGGUGGUUACAAGAUCAGCGUUUAAAAGACCAUGCUGUUGCCUGGUGGUUAAAGUUAGCAGCUGAUACAGGUGUACUGUUAAUGUCUCCCAGGUAUAAAGGCAGAGUUCAGACCCUCGUCUUUACUGUCGACUUGUGAGGUCUUUGUAGAUGAAAACAAAGGGCCUUGAAAUUAUUUAUUUGUUUUUUAAUUUCAUUUGUUGGCACCUGAAAAGUAUAAUAACUAUAAGAGAUAUGAGAUGUACUCAAAGAUAUUCAAAUAUAUAAAUACUCACAUAUAUGUGAGUUUAAAGCAAACAAAAGCUUGUGCAGGUACAAAGCUUCAAACUCAAGGCAGGAACAUACAGAAACAACAAAUCAAUCAUUAUUUUUAAAAUCUGUAUAUGUGAACCUUUGUUUUCUGGUCAUAGUUGUGACCGGUGUGAUAUGCUGUAGACUGAAUUAACAUUUUUUUCCUAUGCAGUCAUUAUAUUCUUACAUAUCCCAGCCCAGUUAUUAACACAUUUAAACUUUGUCACAGGCAGUACACAUCAUUCUGAUGACUAUUAUUUAUAGAGACUGUUUCACAUACACAUACAUAUGUAUACAUACAUUUUGAGCUGUUCCUGUCAUGUUUGCAGCAUCAACAUUUGACAGCCUGGCUGGCAGCUCGUCCCCCCCUCAUGCUCCAUAUCUGACCCAUCACCAUCACAAUGACUGAGGAAAGCAUCUCUCACUUUGAGGGAUAACAACAAGAACUAUGUGUGUGUGUGUGUUUGUGCGUGUGUGUGUGUGUGUGUGUGUGUGUGUGUGUGUGUUAUCCCACUGGUCACUACUGCUACCAUCCACAUUUACUCCUUCUCUGACUUCUGCAUACAUCAAUACUAGACACCUUAAAGACAAUGUGUACCACAUCUCUUUUUCCUGUCCAUCCUCUUCUCUUGGUGCAACCAGAAAGUAAACAGUGCCGGUAAUAUGACAGUUUACAAACGGAUGUGUAGUGUCACAUGUGUACACUAAACAUAUGACACUGCACAUAUUUGAUUAAGAUGCUUUAUUAGUUCAAUACUUCCUGGAAAUGCAUUGUUAGAACAUUUUUAGAGCCUUAUAGCUGAAGAUAUUUUUCAAGGUCACUCAUGUGACUGAUGGGAAGACUCAGUUUUUCUCUGAUAAACCCUGUAUGUAGAGUCCUACUUCAGUAUCUCAUCACAAAUUUUUCUCAGGAGGUUUGAUGGAUUUUGUUUUAAUUUGUAAAUGGAUUCAAAAGUUCACAGCAUGGGUAAAUGAAGCUGUUGGAAACCCCCGAGGUAAACAUCUGCUGUUGGUACCUUCUCGACCCCCCUGGCCCAUGUUUUCUGUGUGUCAGUUAUUAUUAAAACAACACUUCAUUUAGGAAUGUGAGCACAAUAUAAGCUAAAGUAGUCUGAAAACUGCAAAGACUCACCUGAAUUAGUAUUGUAUGUCAGUGGUUCACUUCUGGGUAGAUUCCAUAUUUAAUAGAUAUUUUUAUUUAGUGAAAAGAAUUAAACAGUCAGACAUUAAAAUGAGCCUUUCCUCAAAUGGUAAUCCACUGCUACUGAUUAAGACAUGUGCAACAGUUUGGGCCCUACUGCAAGAACUCAUCAUGCCUUAGUGGACUUAUUAGGAAUAAAGCAGGUGAAGAGCUGUUAUCAGGAUGAUCAGCUGAUGAUAAAUCCUCUGACUCUUCAAACCUUGUGGUAAAGCUCAACCAUGAGCUCCUCUAAGCUGCUCACUGAGGAUCUGAACAUGAAUCUGUCUGAAAUGAGAUUCAGAAACAGCAGUGAAGGGGAACUGUGGAAGUCGAGACCAGAUCUGGAAGACCAAGAAACUUUAAAAGAAACCUCCCUGUGACUACAGAGGAGCUGCAGAUGAGUGGUGCAGCAUUGAUACACCAACACACAGAAAUCCUCACCUGAGACCUCAUCGCAAAAGUGUAAAUCCUGCACAGCAACAUCUGCAUAAGCUGAAUAAACUGAGCUCUUUGACCACAGUCACCACAGGGUUAGAAAGAAAAGCAGAAGAACAUGUUUGUCAACUGUUCAGGGUGGAAAUGUUUGUCUUUGGAGUUGUGAGGCACAAAUAGAUGGAAGAAUGGAUUCCACUAAAGUUCUGGAGGCAGAUAUCGGGCUGGAUUGUACAACAGGACCAUGAUCCAAAGCAGACUUCAAAAUCCAGGCUGAAGAUUUAUUAAUCAAGAACACGACUCUAAGCUACAAACAGUGUUACAAUUUGCAGCUUGUGCACAUACUUAAAAAGUAUGAGAGCAUUAACAUUUGAAGAAAAGCUCAUUGUUUGCUCCAGACAAACUGGAUUUACUUACUUACUUAGAAGUGAGACAGUUCAUAAACUAACAUGAACACAUGCAUGAGCUCUAACUGUCAUUCAGUGCUGCACUGAUCAGGGAUCAGAUAAACCAUACAGCAGCAGCAGCUUCUCUCUGUAUGAACUAUGUGUUCAAUCACUGCAGCUAUUUUCCUCCUGUCAGGAAGAACUGCUAAUGUCAGUAUCACUUCAGCUGCUAUUAUCAUGAGGCACCACCAUUCACUGAUGUAUCUGUCCCACACACACACACACACACACACACACACACACACACACACACACACACACACACACACACACACACAUAUAUAGAGGUGGCUCAGCUGUCAGGUUCAGUCCCACUCUAAUGCCGUAUUGGAUGCAUUUACACUCUGGAUUUUUUAAGAUAUCAUCCAACAGCUACUCAAUCCACUAGCUGGGCCCACUUUGCCUGGUGUAAUCCUGGUGUAACCCCCCAUCCCCCCAUCUUUGUGUACCAUGCUUAUGUGAGCACAGACUGGUGAACAGUGGUUUCGUCCUCUUCUUCUCUGUUCUCAGAAAUGUCAGGGUUUGUCUGCCACAGAGGAGAAGGCAGAGAAUAACCAGCAUUAACGUUAACUCAUUGUAGAGUCACGACAGCAGCAGUAUCUGGAAUCAGACCAUUGACCCGAGGCAUCGCUUUCAAACAGUCCUCCUCCUCCUUUUCCUCUUCCUCAUAGUAGCUUUCAGUCCAGCAGGCCAGUCUGUGCACUCUACCAGACACUUGUGAAUGUCUUUAUUGUGUGGAUGUAAACGACAACAUCAGCACACACUCGUCAUGUCGCCUCUUUUAUGGUUGUUCAUUUGUUCUCUUCUCUUCUGUUUGCUGCUGUUGGCAAAGCUUCAGCUGCCCACAUCCACUUUUAUGGUUUGUUUGGGUUUUUGUACAUGCCCACCUCUGUUUGCUGGGUGUCUGCAUUGUAUUUUAAAUGCUCUGCUUGCUGAUUUAUUAAUAAAGUUGUGUCUUCAGGCAA